Messenger RNA from Closterium sp. NIES-65, 759 nucleotides. The record is from the annotation of a GenBank genome assembly. NCBI's taxonomy places the organism in Eukaryota, Viridiplantae, Streptophyta, Zygnematophyceae, Desmidiales, Closteriaceae.
AUGGCUACCCCUAGUGUCCUCGCUUUUGACGCUGAGGGUCGGGCCGUUGACUUUGACGUCUGGAUAGAUGACCUGCAGCUUUUCUUACAGUGCGAUAGGGCGGACGGUCUCUCCCUCUUUGACCUUACCUCUAGUGCAUCUCCUGCCCCUGCUGCUGAUGCUGACGCCACUGUCCGCUCCCAGUGGGCCACGCGCAAUGCUGCUGCACGUCUUGCUGUGCGUCGCCACCUCCCUACCUCUGAGCUUAGGGACCACUCCCUCGCAGUGUGCCCCACCACUGUCAUCGUUGACCUCCUCGAGAAGGCCCUCCUAGCAGCGGAGAAGAGCAUAGUCGCUGUAGGAGCCUCUCGUGGUGACCCACGCACCCUUGUCUUUGAGGGGUGUUCUCCCUCUCCCCUCUUGCCCUCAGUUGCUUCUGCUGCUGCAGCCGACCUCGUUGGUUUUGAGUCGGUCGGCGCUGCGUCUGCCCCUUUGGGGAAGCGCCACAUAGGCAAGGGCAAGGGGGGCAAGGGCGCUGGAGGAGCUGGUGGGGGCGGUGGAGGCGGCGGUGGAGGCGGCGAAGGGAGUGGGGGUGGUGGUGGGAGUGGUGGAGGGGGUGGGAAUACCGGUGGCAGCAGUGGAGGCGGAGGCGGAGGCGGCGGUGGCGGAGGGAGCGGAGGCGGCGGUGGUGGCGGAGGCGGCGGCGGUGGCGGAGACGGUGGAAGUGGCGGAGGUCACGGUGGAGCAAGUCGCGGUUCUACGCAGAGGAGUGGCUCCUAG